Molecule: messenger RNA, 895 nt
Organism: Rubroshorea leprosula
Lineage: Eukaryota; Viridiplantae; Streptophyta; Magnoliopsida; Malvales; Dipterocarpaceae
Source: the annotation of a GenBank genome assembly
AUUAUUACAUAUAAAGUUUUCUAACAAAUAGAUUAUAAGAUUCUUCAGUCAACUGGUAGACAUGAUAGUUGUCACAGAUGGAAGUCGUAUUCUUGGCCUUGGUGAUCUUGGAGUUCAGGGCAUUGGAAUAGCUAUUGGAAAACUUGAUAUGUAUGUUGCUGCUGCUGGUAUCAACCCACAACGAAUACUCCCAGUUAUGCUAGAUGUUGGUACUAACAAUCAAAAGCUACUUGAAGACCAGCUUUAUUUAGGGGUUAGACAACCUAGGUUGGAAGGUGAAGAAUAUUUAUCGAUUGUUGAUGAAUUCAUGGAAGCAGUUUUCAAACGUUGGUCCAAGGCUAUCAUACAGGUAUAUUUCUUUAAGAAGUAAAAUUUUAUGUGGCAUGUGUUAUACUUGUGUCUAUCAUGUUGUUAAUUUAAUGGUUAUACAUUUCGGUUUGAGGAUUUUCAAAUGAAGUGAGCCUUUGAAACUCUGAAACGGUAUCGGAAAAGGUUUUGCAUGUUCAAUGAUGACAUACAGGCUGUUUCAAAGAUGACAGGAAAUAAUGAAACAGCUGCACGCAAUUUUUUCCUAAUUGAUAAAGAUGUAUCAUUCUCAGCUUUUAAACUUCAGCAAUUUUUUCUUUCUCCUUUGCAUACCCUCCUCUAUGUUCUUUAUGACAUCUAAUUGGUCUGCCCCGUUGAUUAAUGUAAUGCUUGGAAUCUUGGAUGAUCAUACCAAAAAAAACCGAAAAUUACUUUGAAAUAAUGUAAUUGUUUCAUUGGUUUUCUUUUAUUCAUGUAAACUCUACUCUAGCUGUGGGAAUACUCUACAGUUAGCUAUUCACAGAUUUUAAAGCCUCAUUAUUUGUCACUUGUGCAGGGUCUUAUCACGAAAGAAAGGAAGAAUCUUGAU